CGUGUAAGUUCCGAACACAAAAAAUAGCAUAAAAGCCUACUAGAACAGAAGACACGAAGAAAACACCCCUCAGAUAGAGAGAGAGAGAGAGAGCCUCAAAACAGACUCAGAGCAAUCAUAGAAUUGCAGUAGGAGGAAGAGGCUCUACAGCAGACAAAGAAGAAUCCAGAAUCUGCUUUAUCUAAUCUAUCUAUCUAUCCCUCCCCCCCAUUCAUUCUUGUUCUCUCUUAUCACAGAGAGAGAGAGAGAGAGAGAGAGACAGAGAGAGAUAGAGAGAUCUCCUUUGUCAUCCUACAUUGCCCACUUUGUAGUGGACAAGGGUUUCGUUGGAUCGUAACUGGGGACUCCUUCAAUUCUGCUCCUGUGGACUAAUUAGGGUUUGAUCAGACUUCAGAUUUGGGGGACCUAGUGAUUGCUUGCCCGCAUGAGCUCGAUCUUUCCCGGAAAUGGAAUUGUGGAUUUGGCGCUGUUGGGUUGAGCAUAUGAACUCUCAGAUUGCCUAAAGAGUUAUGGGAACCAUUGUUUUUCUGAGCAUGGAACAAGAUUGCAUAUUACAUGAGUGAUCACAGACUUGCCGAAUCCGUAUUCCAGAGGACAAGGAUUUCUGGGUUUUUGCUGUUUAAGACCAGCUUGAUCUUCAGCUGGGGAUGAAUUUGGUAGCUUUUGUUUCUCAACAAGUCGUUCGGGUUAACUUAGUUUGAGCAAGAUUCUUGGCCGGAAGAGGUUUUGUUGGACCUGUUAAUUUUAUCGAGGUUUUUGUUGGUUUUUAGUUCGGUGUAGCUUUGCAGUUUUUUGGUUGAGUUGAUUCUUUUGAUGAGCCUUGGUUGAUUUUGAUAGUAUCUGCUUUUAUACCCCAACUUGAAAAGGAUCCAAAGGCUUGGUUUCAGUGUGUAUUGGAUUGCUGAAAGAAGCUUAUGGAGGAAUUCUGAUCUGGGUAUGAAUGUGGGGGCAUGGUGCAUGGACAGGAGCAUAGUUGCUGGUUCGUUCCCUCUCUGGAACAGUGCUACACGAACAUAAUUCUGGAACUUUCUUCUCGGGAAGGCACUGGUUUCUUGUAUUGUGUGAGUUUGUGCAAUGUCGCGCUGCUUUCCAUUUCCACCACCAGGAUAUGAGAAAAAAGCUAGGACAGAUGAUGUGGACGUGCUAAAAAAGGAGAAGCAGAGAGAAAAGAAGCAUAAAAAGGAUAAGAAGGACAAAGAAAAAAGAGAAAAAGAGAAAAGUGAGAAAGAUAGAAGUGAUGGAAAACAUCGGGAAAAGAAAGACAAGAAGGAAAAGAACAGAGACAAAAAGAAGGAUAAGGAGAAAGACACAGACAAAGUUAAAGAUAAACUUGGUACUUCAGAUGGAACUAGAAUUCCAGGUAAAACUGAGAAUCAUGUUGCAGAGAAACUCGUUCAUAAAGAUGACAGAGACAAGAGAGAUGCUAGCCAAGUUGGAGGUUACCAGCCAGAAAAGCUUGGUCAGAACAGUCACCUGCCUGCGGAGAACAGGAAUUCUGUAUCGGUGGAGGUGGCUAGGAAGACUAAGGAUGAGGCCAGAGGAAUUGGAAACCAGUUGGUUGAGAAGAUUACUGGUUCAGACCGCAAAAAAGAUGAGGGGAUGGUCAGAUUGGUGGCCAAGGGAACUGGCAUUUUGGCUGAAGUUAAGGAAACUAGCAAGGACAAGAGAGCUGAUAUCCGAAAGCCUGAUGGGCAAGAAGUCAGAGUUGCAACACGGGUUAGUGGAAGUGCAAUGGUGCAGAACCCUGGCGGAAUGGUUCAACCCAAAGUUCAAGGAUUUCCCAAACCACUGGAGAGCAAUGUUGAAAGAAAGACUGAUGGAAAAGAAAAGACCAAAGAGAAGGAAGGUGAUGAUAAAAGAGGGGAAAAGCGCAAGGAUAAAGAUAGAGAGAAGAAAACCCAGGGGAGAGAUAAGGAUAGAGAUAAAGAGAAGAAGAAGGAGGAGAAAGCAAAAAAGAAAAAUGCGUCAAAGACUGCAGAGCCAGAUAAAGAGAAGAAAAAGGAAGACAAAGCAAAUGAGAAAAAUGGUUCUAAGCAUGCAGAACCAGACAAAUCUAAAGAGACCAAUAAAGAGGUUUGUAUUGAUUCCCAGUACAGAAAACCCUCCCAACUUCCGAAGGACACCUACAAAUCUGCUGAUGCGGAGGCGAACCUUAAGAAACGAAAGGACUUGCAGACAAAUGGAGUUUUGCAUGCCAAUGAAAUUAGGCCCAAUAAAUUGCUGAGACCCUCUUCUUCCUCUCAUCCAUUGACGGAAAAUGGAAGGACACUGGAGCCUUGCCAAACGUCCAUCCCAUUUGUUUCAGAUAAGCAGGGAGGAGCCAAUAGUGUUAAAGUGGAGAGUAAGGAACGUAAGAAGAAUGGCAUUAUUGAAGCUAGAUCGUCAUCUGUCUCCCCUGCAAAGCCUACUUCUAUAGCUGCACAAGCUGAUCCAUUUGCUGAAGCAUCUAUGAGACCGCCCCAUCCAGAUUCCAGAUAUCUAAGUGAGGUUUAUAUGGUUCCAAAAAUGGACAAAUUGUCUGAUGACGAUCAAGACUGGUUGUUUGGUUGCAGCGAUACCAAAUCAAAGAAGCCUAAGAUGGAAUCUUCACCGGAUGAGGAGACGGCAGAAGUGUGGUCAGAAGCUCUGCGGAUAGAGUCAGCUGAUGUUUGUGCUUUGCCAUAUGUCAUUCCAUAUUGAUUGGUUUCUAAUGGGCAUGCUUCACCUCCUAACUCCGUUGUCAGCAAUUUUCUGCUAGAAUGGCAUCCGGUGCUUGGUCAUGGAUGUUUUGAUCUGUCUACCUGCAUUCGCCUUUGAUUGGCGGUUGCGCAGGGAGUAGGACCGAUGGCCUUGUUCUCAAACUGUCUUAAAUUGCUAAGGUAUCCGUCACACCAGGCAAAUGCUCCGGGACCAGGAGAGGGCUAUUUGGAUUUGAAGGGAGGUUUUCCCCACACAGCAGUACACCACUAAUUCAUUCAAAAUGGAAGUUUUCAUAAGCGCGACAAGUGAAGGUUGCGUAGGAAGGGGGAUAUAUAGGUUGUGCGAUUUUUGUUUUUGAUUCGCUUAGGAGCUGCCAAGCUCUUUCUAAUUGAGAAUUUAAGAGAAACUAGAUGUGGUCUUUGCAACUCCACCACAGUUUUGAUUUGUAACAUAGAACUCUUAUUUACAAGAAAUGUAAGAUAGAGGAAAAGUAUAGUAGUUGCAUUCAUCCAUUGAUCUCUCAUGGUUGUUGUUCACAACCCAGAUAUACAAAUUCGCUUUGCUUCCA
Molecule: messenger RNA, 3247 nt
Organism: Rosa rugosa (rugosa rose)
Lineage: Eukaryota; Viridiplantae; Streptophyta; Magnoliopsida; Rosales; Rosaceae
Exons: 4
Coding region: 1075-2679 (534 amino acids)
Source: RefSeq, a predicted model, not a curated record